This is a messenger RNA of Musca domestica (house fly), 5282 nucleotides long. Its product is annotated as titin. Lineage: Eukaryota; Metazoa; Arthropoda; Insecta; Diptera; Muscidae. The coding region runs from base 2923 to 4899 and encodes 658 amino acids. The record is from RefSeq and is a predicted model, not a curated record. The transcript has 2 exons.
GCCAAAUUUAAUCGAAAUCAGUUCAGAUAUAGCUAUAGCUCCCAUAUAUAUUGUUUAACCGAUUUUUUAUUUUUGUCCCCCGCACCCGUAAUAUGCACUCUAUAACUACAAUACUUGGGGAAAUAUAUCGAAUACAGGUCAGAAAUAACUUUGCUAAAUUUUAUCCAGAUCGGGACAGAUUUGGAUAUAGCUCUCAUAUAUAAUUUCGUCCGAUUUGCUUUUUAUUGUGCACCAAACGUGUAAUAUUAGACCAAAUGGGAUGGAAUGUGGCACUUGCGACCGGAUUUAGUCUAGAAGCUAGUACAUCUAAUUUCGUGAAGAUCGGUUCAGAUAUAACCAUAGCUCACAUAGAAAUCGUUCAUCCGAUUUGUUAUAUUUGUUCCCCACAGCCGUACACUGAAAGAAAAAGCUUCAUACUAUAAAUGAAAUCCUACGUUCCGUUAACGAAAUUUGUUAUUGAUUUUGAACCAACGUAGAGGUUCAUUGAAUAAAUGAAAAAAGUUCCAUUGAGUUUCAUUAAUGUAAAAUUAAUGAACUUGUUUAUUAAUAUAAUGAAGAUUCUUCCUUGAUUCAGUGAAAUUUGUCGUUGUGCAUUUGUUUGUAACAGGUAGGAAUACGCGAGAUAAACCCUACUUUUUGGAUGUUCUUUAUAAAAUCACGUUAUGAGUCGGUUUAUACAUGUUAGCAAGUCUGACCGUCUGCCCAUGUAUUUUUAUGAACAAAAUGCAGAUCGCCUUUAUUGUCCAAUUGAUAUAAUUUUCGAUGUAUCAUCUGUUUGGUCUAAGAACUAACUCCAUUACCUAACGUUUCAUCCAUUUCAUAAAACUGCUUCAUAAAAUUGGAGCACAAAUUUAAAUAUAACAAUUAUCACAAAUUUCCCACUAAUUUAGUUGCGUAUUUGUUUGUAUAAGACAGCGCUAUUUUGUAUAAUAUCUUUCUAUAUUCACAUUUUUUACUGAAUUUUGUAAAAGUAAGUAGUUUCGUAACAUUAAUAUAUUCAAUGGAACCAAAAAUCAUUGAAUUUAAAAGCAACGUAAGUUUUCAUUGCAUGAACAAAAAAAUUAUUAUAUUAAUGUAGCUUUUCAUUGCAUCAAUGAAAAAAAAUUAACGAAACCGGUUCAUUGAUAAAACGAAGCAUUUUUCUUUCAGUGCACUCCGUAACAACGAUAUUCAGGGUCAUAUAUCAAAUACUGCUCAGAAAUAUCUAUGCCAAAUUUUAUCGAGAUCGGUUCAGAUUUGUAUAUAGCUCCCAUAUAUAUCUUUAUCCGAUUUCAAGUUAAUUGUGCACCAAAUGAACAAUACAAGCCCCAAUUGAAAAGAUACAAAUUCUUCGGCAAAAUUAUAAUCAUAGUUUGCAUGAUUUAAUUAUUCCACAAAACUUUUAAUUGUUAUGUGAAGCUCUAAUAAAUAUCCAAAGUGGUGUAGGGUAUCAUAAAGUCAGCCCCGCCCGACUUUAAGUCUUUCUUUUUCGUUACAUAAACCAAAAAUACAAGGCGAAAAAGCUUUAUUGUGUUUGUCACUCACAGAAACAAACCUGCACUACAAAAACCCAAAAUAUAUUUUCUUUCGCUAAAAUUACAAACGAAAGGAAACAAGAAUGUUGCAAAAACAGGCUGUAAGUUGUUAUGUUAUUUUUUUAUUGUUAGCCUACUUAGCUAGAUUCCGUCACACAUUCCAAGCUUCAUUGAAAUUUGACAUACAUAGCGUGUUCGGAAAGAGCCACCAAUCCUCAUCAGUUCCCUUGUUUUUUGCCUGGGAUAUUCUCCCCGAGGUAAUUUUAAAAUAACUCCUAUGACAAAAAACCUUUUUACCCAAGUGACAAGAUCGUAGCUCAAUAGAAGAGGAUCCAAAUAAUUAUAUAAAACUAAAAAAAAACUAAUUCUUUGAAAAAUCUUCUAAAUCUUACAACCGCCCUUAUCAACAUUUACAUCUUUCUCCACUUGUUAUGCUUUCGUUUUACCUCAACGAAAAAACAUAACAAUGUAAGUUGGUUUUGUCUGGUACAAAAAAAAAAAAAUUUUUCCUCAUUUCUGCCAAAUUUCGUAAAUUGCUCCCAAUUUCAUUGGAAUCUGUCAUACUUAUCGUGUUUGAUGCAUAAUAUACAUGUAUCGGCCGAAAAUAUAUAUGGGGGCUAUAUCCAAAUCAGAAAUUUAUGUUUGUUUCAAAUUUCGUUACCCAUUCUUAAUUUCAUUGAAAUUAGAGAUACAUAGCGUGUUUGGUGCAACAAACACAUGAAAUCGGCCGAAAUUAUAUGGGAGCUAUAUCCAAAUCAGAACCGAAUUAAACAUAAUUUGACAAAUACAUUUUUAGGCCAAACUCCAUCUUACAUUCCAAAUUUCAUUGCAAUUGGGGGGUGUUUGGUGCAUCAAAUACAGGAAAUCGUCCGAAAAUAUAUAUAUGGGAGCUUUAUCCAAGUCUGCACCGAUUUCAAUAUAAUUUGGCACCUAAAUAUUUUGACCAAUUCCAUUACACAUUGCAAUUGUUAUUGAAAUUUGACAUACACAGCGUGUUUGAUGCAUCUAAUACAGGAAAUCGUCCGAAAAUAUAUAUGGGAGCUUUCUCCGAUUUCAAUAUAAUUCGGCAUUAAUUUGGCAAACUUAUUUUUGUUCCAAAUUGCGUAGCACAUUCCAAAUUUAGAGACUGUGUCUAUAAUCGAUCAAUAGAUAUGUGCAUAUAAAAUCUAAAUGUUUGGGAGGUACAUCCGAUUCUGAUGCUUUAUCUCCAGAUCGAAGUGGCAUUUCAUACAUAGCCUAUAUAACUUUCGGGCCAUUUUGCAGUAUAUAUGGAAAAUUUCCGAAAAAUCCUUUUAGCGGCUUUUGAGUCCAUUAGUUACAAACAAAAAUCAAUCAAAUAUACAAACAUUUUCAUCUUUUAUAGAUAUAGAAACGUGCCGGAGUUGGACUAUACCGACCUUCACCUCAUAUGAGAUAUGUGAUAAUUUUUGGAAACUGUCAAAAUAGGCGUGAGCAAUUGGGCAUUCCGGUGCUGCUGGUUGUACUGUUAUUUGGAAGUAUUACUUUUGCCAGGACAGGAAGGGCGGAUGAUACCGAGGAAAACGAAUACUCAAUACAUCACCACAACUAUGAGGAACAACAGUCGGAAUCGACCAGUCCCGAUCUGCAUGCACAAGAAUCGGGUAAAGUCGAGUUUAAGAUUCAUCCCGACCCGAACAGCAAUAUAGAGCCCGGCAAAAGGGGCUCACACAAACAUGGACACACAGCCAUACUGAAGCCCAUCAAUCGCCGCAAGAAACACAUCCUGCUAAAGGUUCAGCCAAGACACAAGAAGCCCAUCCAUAAUUCCCAGCCAGCUCAGCAAAAUACUCAACCAGAUGAGGUCAAGGUCUUCCAUACAUACGAAGAGACGCACGAGCACAUUAUCGAAAAGGACGAAGAACAACUUGCCGGUCCCCAAGCUGAUACUCAAACGCCAGAGGCUACCGAACAAUUAGAAAUUCAAGCGGAACAACAAUUUUCCGAUCCAAUAACUCAAGAAACUCAACAUUUCCACUCUGAGGAGGAAAAACACGAGAAGCACAAAAAAAUUAAAGUUAAACACCAUCAUCACCACCACCAUCACAAUCACAUCAAGGAGAUUAUAAAGAAAAUUCCCGAACCAUACCCCGUGGAGAAAAUCGUCCACGUACCCGUCGAGAAGUUAGUUGAAAAAGUCGUGCAUGUCCCCAAGCCGUAUCCGGUGGAAAAAAUCAUUAAAGUGCCGGUUGAGAAACUGGUUCAUGUCCCUAAGCCAUAUGCCGUGGAGAAAAUUGUAGAGAAAAAGGUUCCAUAUCCGGUAGAAAAAAUCGUGGAAAAAAUUGUCCACGUGCCUGUAGAAAAAAUUGUGGAAAAAAUAAUCCACAUCCCAAAACCGUAUCCGGUGGAGCGAAUUGUGGAGAAGAUUGUUCACGUACCCGUCGAAAAGAUCGUGGAGAAGAAGGUCCCAUAUCCGGUGGAAAAAGUUGUCCACGUGCCCGUCGAGAAGGUGGUGGAGAAAAUCGUACACGUUCCCAAACCGUAUGCCGUUGAGAAAAUCGUCAAUAAGCUGGUAGCUGUGCCCAAGCCCUAUGCCGUUGUCAAACCCGUUCCUUACCCAGUCGAAGUAAAAGUUCCAAUACAUGUUGAGAAACCAGUUCCAUAUGAGGUGGAAAAAUACGUGCCGGCUCCGUAUAGAGUUGAGGUCGAGAAAAAGGUUCCAGUGUACAUACACUCAAAGGAGCCCUACAAGUUUGAGCGUUCCCAGCACUCGGACCACACCAAGAACAAUGACGACGAUUUUAUUGAUCACGAACACAAGGGUCUGGAACAGCAUAGUCAAGAAAUUGAGUCAUACAGUCAACACUCGCACGACCUGUCUGUGUUUCCCUCAAACCAUAAGCCGAGAUUAAGCAAACUGCAAAGUGAAGAAACUCAGGAAACCCAGCAGCAAACCAGACAGGCUCAAGCGAUUCGUGGCGAGCUAAUACGCCAACAGCAGCAUCAACAACAGCAACAAGCUCAAUUCCAGCAACAGCAACAAGCUCAAUUCCAACAACAGCAACAAGCUCAAUAUCAUCAACAGCAACAAAGUCAAUACCAACAGCAGCAACAAACUCAAUUUCAACAACAACAUCAACAAAUCCAGGGUCAGCUACGUUCCCAGGAGCCCGCGACCCAAGAGAGCCAAAACAUUGAAGUAUCCAUACCGCCAAAGACAAAUCCCAAAUUUCACAUCAACGUUGAGGAGACCGCUGAAACGGCUAACCAGUCGCCAGCGUCGGAUAUGCAAACACAGGCGUCGACCAAUUCGCUACAAAUGGUAACGCGGAUUCAACAAAUCGCCCUGCCCUUCCACUUCCUUCAAUACCACCACGUGCCGUUUCAACAACCUCUCGGUUUCUCCUUGACGCCCAACAAGAAAUAAGGCAAUACUCAUCACCGAGAAAACAAUGAUGCGUUUAGUUUAGGGAUAGUUUAGACGAUAAGUUUAAUUUAAAACAAUAUAAUUUAGUUUAAAUCGAUUUUACAUCGUGAAUUGUUAAUAAAAAGCAAUAAGUUUAAAUAUCUCCAAAUCCAUAUGUGAUCUAUUAAUUUUUAUCUACACAGCGAAUCAAAUGUCGGUGCUCCGACAAGUGUGCUCAAACUCUGAAGUUUUGUCAGGCACGUUUAGCCGACGUAUUUCCGAAUUCUGUGUGAUUUAUCCGAGGGGGUUUCUCUUGUUUUUUUUUUUUCGCUUAUUUCUCUUUGAAGAGGUUUGCUAUGAUUUUCUUGAAUAAUAAGUAAAAACAUAUCAGUCAAAUAAAUUUU